Pangasianodon hypophthalmus (striped catfish) is the source of this 5687-nucleotide messenger RNA. RefSeq names its product ATPase phospholipid transporting 9B (gene atp9b). Gene Ontology annotation, cellular component: trans-Golgi network; endosome; plasma membrane. The coding region runs from base 55 to 3465 and encodes 1136 amino acids. NCBI's taxonomy places the organism in Eukaryota, Metazoa, Chordata, Actinopteri, Siluriformes, Pangasiidae. The transcript is spliced from 30 exons. The record is from RefSeq and is a predicted model, not a curated record. Gene Ontology annotation, biological process: retrograde vesicle-mediated transport, Golgi to endoplasmic reticulum; phospholipid translocation; endocytosis. Gene Ontology annotation, molecular function: ATP binding; ATPase-coupled intramembrane lipid carrier activity; magnesium ion binding.
ACAAGAAGGACGCAGGAGUGGCGCUCGGGAGUGACGUCAUUUCGUGCAGCCAAGAUGGCUGACAGCAUCCCACUGAAUCCUAUGCGAAACAGUUCCAAGAAACACCCGUAUUACAACGCUGGCAGACCUCUCAGGUACCAGAUUGAAGACGAGGCCUCGAAUCUUGAUGAGAUGCCACUGAUGAUGUCUGAGGAGGCUUUUGAGAGUGAUGAGAGCGAUUACCACACGCUUCCCAGAGCCAGGAUCAGACAGAGGCGCCGUGGCCUGGGCUGGUUCCUCUGUGGGGGCUGGAAGGUGUUGUGUGGAAGCUGCUGCGAGUGUCUUGCUCACGUGUGCCGGAGGAAGAAAGAGCUGAAGGCUCGAACCGUCUGGCUAGGCCACCCCGAAAAGUGUGAGGAGAAGUACCCCAAAAACGCCAUCAAAAACCAGAAAUACAACAUCCUCACCUUCGUGCCAGGGGUUUUAUACCAGCAGUUCAAGUUUUUCCUCAACUUGUAUUUUUUGGUGGUGGCUUGCUCACAGUUUGUGCCAUCCCUGAAAAUCGGCUAUCUCUACACCUACUGGGCGCCGCUGGCUUUUGUGUUGGCCGUCACCAUGGUGAGAGAGGCCGUGGACGAGGUCCGCCGCUACAGGAGGGACAAAGAGAUGAAUUCUCAGAUGUACAGCAAGCUCACAGUCCGAGGUAAAGUCCAAGUGAAGAGCUCAGACAUACAAGUUGGAGACCUCAUCAUCAUUGAAAAGAAUCAGAGAGUUCCAGCUGAUAUGAUCUUUCUAAGAACUACAGAAAAGUCUGGAGCGUGCUUUAUCCGAACGGACCAGCUCGAUGGAGAAACAGACUGGAAACUGAAGGUCGCUGUUGCCUGCACGCAGAGGCUCUCUGCACUGGGGGAUUUGUUCUCCAUCAGUGCAUAUGUAUAUGCUCAGAAGCCUCAGCUGGACAUACACAGUUUUGAAGGGAAUUUUACUCGGGAGGACUGUGACCCUCCCAUCCAUGAGAGCCUGAGCAUUGAGAACACCCUUUGGGCCAGUACCGUGGUCGCAUCUGGUACUGUAAUAGGCGUUGUCAUUUACACUGGAAAGGAGAUGAGGAGUGUAUUGAACACAUCUCAGUCAAAGAACAAGGUGGGCCUGCUGGACCUGGAGUUAAAUCGUCUGACUAAGGCCCUGUUCCUGGCCCAGCUGGUGUUAUCUAUCGUCAUGGUGGCUCUGCAGGGUUUCAUCGGGCCCUGGUUCCGCAACCUGUUCCGCUUCGUAGUGCUCUUCUCCUACAUCAUCCCCAUCAGUCUGAGGGUGAAUCUGGACAUGGGGAAGUCGGCUUAUGGCUGGAUGAUAAUGAAGGAUGAGAAUAUCCCUGGCACUGUGGUGAGAACCAGCACUAUCCCUGAAGAGCUUGGCCGCCUCGUCUACCUGCUCACUGACAAGACAGGCACCCUCACUCAGAAUGAGAUGGUGUUUAAGCGACUCCAUCUUGGCACUGUGUCAUACGGGAUGGACACCAUGGACGAGAUCCAGAGCCAUAUUAUACAGUCAUACGCUCAGGUGAGCUCAGCUGUGUCUAAUGGCAACAGUGCCAGCUCUACGCCGUCCCGUAAGGCAACGCCAUCCGGGCCCAAGGUGCGUAAGAGUGUGAGCAGUCGCAUCAACGAGGCUGUGAAGGCCAUCGCCCUGUGCCACAAUGUCACACCCGUCUACGAGUCCCGUACUAACGGUGCCAGCGCUGAGCCCGAGGGCACGGAGGCUGACCAGGACUUCAGCGACGCCAACCGAACAUAUCAGGCCUCCAGCCCAGAUGAGGUGGCCCUGGUGCGUUGGACGGAGAGUGUGGGCCUGACCCUGGUGAACAGAGACCUGAGCUCACUACAGCUGAAGACUCCAGCAGGCCAGAUCCUGACUUUCUGCAUCCUUCAGGUCUUCCCCUUCACCUCCGAGAGCAAGCGCAUGGGCAUCAUCGUCCAGGAAGAGGCAACUGGGGAGAUCACGUUUUACAUGAAGGGGGCAGAUGUUGCCAUGGCCAGCAUUGUCCAGUACAAUGACUGGCUUGAGGAAGAGUGCGGAAACAUGGCCAGAGAGGGACUUCGGACAUUGGUGGUUGCUAAGAAGUCUCUGUCUGAGGAGCAGUACCAGGACUUUGAGAGUCGUUAUAACCAGGCGAAGCUGAGCCUGCAUGACCGUGCUCUGAAGGUUGCUGCGGUGGUUGAAAGUUUGGAGAGGGAGAUGGAGCUGCUGUGUGUGACCGGAGUAGAGGAUCAGCUGCAGGCCGACGUCAGACCUACGCUGGAGCUCCUCCGCAACGCCGGCAUCAAGAUCUGGAUGUUGACAGGAGACAAGCUAGAGACAGCUACGUGCAUAGCCAAAAGCUCUCAUCUGGUGUCCAGAAAUCAAGAUAUACACGUCUUCAGACCGGUGUCUAAUCGAGGUGAGGCCCACCUGGAGCUGAACGCUUUCAGGAGGAAACACGACUGUGCUCUGGUGAUCUCAGGAGACUCUCUGGAGGUGUGCUUGCGUUACUAUGAGCAUGAGUUUGUGGAGCUGGCGUGUCAGUGCCCGGCUGUGGUGUGCUGCCGCUGUUCUCCCACACAGAAGGCCCAGAUUGUCAGACUGCUCCAGCAGCACACAGCCAACAGAACCUGUGCUAUUGGUGAUGGAGGAAACGAUGUCAGUAUGAUCCAGGCUGCAGACUGUGGUAUCGGCAUUGAAGGAAAGGAGGGCAAGCAGGCGUCUCUGGCUGCAGAUUUCUCCAUAACACAGUUCAAACACAUCGGAAGGCUGCUGGUGGUGCACGGACGCAACAGCUACAAACGCUCCGCCGCCCUCGGCCAGUUUGUCAUGCACCGCGGCAUGAUCAUCUCAACCAUGCAGGCCGUGUUUUCCUCUAUUUUCUACUUUGCAUCUGUUCCUCUGUACCAGGGCUUCCUCAUGGUCGGUUAUGCUACAAUCUACACCAUGUUCCCAGUGUUCUCUCUGGUGCUGGAUCAGGAUGUGAAGCCAGAGAUGGCAUUGCUCUACCCCGAGCUUUAUAAAGACCUUACCAAGGGACGCUCCUUGUCAUUUAAAACCUUUCUUAUUUGGGUCUUGAUAAGUGUGUAUCAAGGGGGCAUCCUGAUGUAUGGUGCCCUAGUGCUAUUCGAUCAGGAGUUUGUACAUGUGGUGGCCAUCUCAUUCACGGCUCUGAUUCUUACCGAGCUGCUGAUGGUGGCUCUGACUGUACGAACCUGGCACUGGCUCAUGGUGGUGGCCGAGUUCUUCAGCCUCGCCUGCUACCUCGCCUCGCUCGCCUUUCUAAACGAGUACUUUGGCAUAGGUAGAGUGUCCUUAGGAGCCUUCCUGGAUCUAUCGUUCAUCACGACGGAGACGUUCUUGUGGAAGGUGUGUGUGAUCACGCUGGUCAGCUGCCUGCCUCUGUACAUCAUCAAGUACCUGAAGCGCAAGUUUUCGCCACCCAGUUACUCCAAGCUGUCCUCCUGAGCUGACCGACUCUCACACAGGCACAGCGUCAAAGCACACACAAAUAUAGCAGCUUAAUAGACACAAUAGCAGGCAUAGUGGCUGUAGCUGUCCAGGUUUGGAGAUCUGUUAGAGCUUUAUGAAGCUGGUGUGUCUGGUUUAAGUGUCUAAUUAAUGCCGUAUGCCUCAUGCUGUGGAGUAUUACUCUAUCCAGCUUUUCAUUUUUUGCUGGGUUAUCGAUGGACAGCGCGUGUACUCAGCACAACAGGAGACGUACUAUGAAUACUUGAAAAAAAAAAAAAGGAAGCACAAAAAGAGACCAAGAAUGAACUCCAGUGAUAGAAAUGGUAAGGUAAUUUGUAGAAGGAAAGAUGGAUCUUCCUUAGGCGCUUGCUUUAUUUGAGUGCACUUCAGUCUAACCUGUGGUUGUUUACUUUCAGGGCUGUUUGGAGAUUUUUAUAGUGUUUUAUUGAUGUAUAAUGAUGUGCAUUACUAUAGCAGGCUGGAUUGUCAGAAUGAACUAAGAGGUUGUUUAUGAAUGGGAAAACAGCAAUGCUAUUACUAUCCUGUGAGGAUUUCCUUCAGCUUUGAUUGACUUUUUUAAGAUUUUCUAUGCCUGCUGAAUUCAUAAAGUUGUCUUAUUUAUUAUAGAUCGAUAAGCCGUUUAGAUGUUUUUGUUUUUCUGUUCUCCUUGCCUGUGUGUUGCACAAAUGACUAUAGGCAUCUUUGAAUGGAUGGAUUUCCUCUGAGCAAUGACUGGUCAGUGAAGAUAUGUACAAAACGCAGAAAACAAACCAUAAGUUGUGCCACAGUGCUGCUUUUUUUUCUAUAAAGGGACUUCAUUCAUCUGUAAACAAGAGCUUCAGGAAGAUUUAGGAAGAUCCAAGACUAUCACCAUGUGUUGAACUCUGUUCCUCCCCACUGCUCAGAUUUGUUCAGAUAAUCUUGCAACUCUUAAGACAAACAAUUUCCGUUAACCUUAGUGAUGACCGGAGUGUUAGAUUUGGUCUUGUUCACCUUUGCCACCCGUCAUUCCUCCAUAUAUGUGUGGCAGCCUGGGUAAACACUUCACAUGCUCACAUUUUGCAUGUAGUUACCCCAAAAAGUGAAAAGAGAGAAUAUUUCUUGUAAAGAUCUCAUUCCAAUUCUACUAAAAAUCACCCUGCUCGAAAGACCUCUACAUUUAUAACUAAUCUACUUAUGGAAAACCUAUAGCAUCAUCCACAUCAGUCUCUGUUUCAUCACCUGAGGUCAACGUCACUCACGACAUUUAAACACGAGCCUCAUCGUCACCUUUUCACUCGACCGAUCUUAGGUUGAUCUCGAUAUCGCUAUGGCACGUAGCUAUGCAACUAACAGAUCAAAUCAUGAGAAAAGCACACUAGCAGGGUUUGGACAUCUUUAAGCAGACUGACUGUUUUUACCGCUGUGUUUGUUAAACUGACUCCUUACAGAGCACGAUCUUUACAGGCAGACAGCCAAGGAAGAAAGUAAAUAAAGCAUUUCCAUAUUUUUUCUUUUCUUUUUUUUGGUAAAAUACUGUAUGUUUUCCUAAGGUAGCGGUGUCAGCUGGUUUUCCCAGACCAUCACUCAUAUAGUCUUCAUCGAGGUAAACUGGUGUUUGUUUCAUUGGCAGCACAAUCAGAAUAAACAUGAGAUUAAAUUUGUUAGUGUUGUCUAACAAAAACUGCACUCAAAGUUUCUCUACUAAAACUGUAUUGAUGUGAAAUGAGUGUUGCCGAUUUUCAACCAGUGUGUUUAAGGAAUGAGUUUUAUCAUUCUUUGUGUUACAGAAGAGAGACAAAGUAUUGUAACUGCGUUGUACAUUCUAAAUGAAAUAGAAAAACUUUAUUUGCUAUACACUGUUCUUUGGUUUAGUGAUGGAUCUGGUAUGUAUUUGAGUCUUGCUGUGUUCUGAUUAAUCACUGAAUCACUCUGUCUUCAUGUGAGGACCGAAGUAUUGCUGCUUUUUUCCACAAUGUCUGCUGAAGUAUUUGGCCUUUUUUUUUUUGCGCAGACACUUUUUAUACAGAAUACUUAAAUGUUUGAGGAGUAAAUUAACCAGCAAAAGUGUUACUGUGCUAACAGUAAUCUGCGCCUUUGCUUUUGAUAAGCUCAAGCUUGCUUCCAGUGUCAAAACCACUUUUUUUUAAAGAAAAUCAGAAUGUAAUUGUUGGUGUUAUUGAUAUGAUUUACGAUUAUUCAAUCAGCAUUAAAGAGCAACAAGUUUGAUUAUUUAAGUA